Messenger RNA from Conger conger (European conger), 1283 nucleotides. RefSeq names its product transmembrane protein 178B-like. The record is from RefSeq and is a predicted model, not a curated record. NCBI's taxonomy places the organism in Eukaryota, Metazoa, Chordata, Actinopteri, Anguilliformes, Congridae. Gene Ontology annotation, cellular component: membrane. The transcript is spliced from 4 exons. The coding region runs from base 193 to 1083 and encodes 296 amino acids.
GAAUUUAUGGUCGCGAGCAACCGAUGUUAACUUCGCGCACACGCUAACGGGGCUCGUCGUGCUACAAUGGCGUUACAGCUCCGCCACGUAGCCUAAUGAAAGCGGAAUAAAAUUCGAUGCGGAUUCACAACGAGGAGCUGUCCACGGUAUUCGAGGUGCUGAUGCGGGUCUGAGCGACGAUAGCUAGCUAGCAUGGCUGCCGGGAGACUGCUGCUAUACGCCGGCCUCUUCCUCUCUCUGUGCGCCCUUGGGAUGCUGGCCGUGGCGAUCUGCUCGGACCACUGGUACGAGACGGACGCCCGGCGGUACAGGGACCGGUGUCGGAGCUUCUCCAGCCGCACGAACAAGAUCCAUCCGGGAUUCAUCUACAUCCCCAACAACAGUCUCCCGUUGCGUGCGAGCAGGUCGAGGCUGGACCGCUGGGAGGAGAAGCUACCGCUCGCCCGGAAUCAGCGGCAGCUGUUCGCCAUGAGCACGGCGGAUGAGUGCAGUCGACGGUAUAACUCCACCAACACGGGGCUCUGGAGCACAUGCCAUCGGCUGGGAUUCCACCAGGACAUCGAGGACCUCAUUCGGAAAGGUUCCAUUCCUAGAUGCUCCUUCAUCAAAUACCAUUACUCCUCGGCAGUGAUACCGAAGAAUCUGUCCUACAACAUCACAAAGACCAUCAGACAGGACGAGUGGCACUCCCUCCACCUGCGGCGAAUGACGGCUGGCUUCAUGGGCAUGGCGGUGGCCAUCGUGCUGUUCGGCUGGGCGGUCGGGGCCCUGGGGGGCUGCUGGGACCGGGGGCUCAUGCAGUACGUGGCUGGCCUCCUCUUCCUCAUGGGGGGCACGUUCUGCAUCAUCUCCCUGUGCACGUGCGUGGCGGGGAUAAACUUCGAGCUGUCGCGCUACCCGCGCUCCCUGUACGGGCUGCCCGACGACAUCGGCCACGGCUACGGCUGGUCCAUGUUCUGCGCCUGGGGCGGCCUGGGGCUCACGCUGAUCGCCGGCUUCUUCUGCACGCUGGCCCCCUCCGUCCAGCCCCUGCCGCGCUCCGCCUGCCCCAAAACACGGCCCGAGAACGGCACGGUGUGCUAAGGGAAGCUGCAGCGACGCCUCCCCCGCGCCACCAGGGGGCGAACUGACCUGCAUUAGGAACCUGGCAGGGACUCCAGCCUGUGCAGAGUGACAGAGGAAGACUAAACAUGCCUACCGUACAUCCAGAAUCACUUCCAAUCUGUCUUGGAUAUUAUGGAUACAGACGUUAAUAUUUUUAUUGUGUGUGCGUGUGUGUGUGU